ACUGAAGGGUGUGGCGCACAAGCAGAGAGAACUGGGUGCUUCCAAUGUUUUCCCUCCCCUCUCUGUUUACUCGAAAGACUCGGAAACGGGGAAGAUCGAGAGGGUCUCCCCUCGCGGUACCCUUUGGAACAGUCCAGAUAUUCCGGAAGCGGUGGGCAGUAUUGGGUGGAGGGGUUACUUCCGCUUCCGUUCCCGGGACCUAGACCCAAGCUGCUACCGCCGCCUCCGCAGCCUCUCUUGCUACCAUGACCGCCACCCUCCGCCCCUAUCUCAAUGCAGUACGUGCGACCUUGCAGGCUGCCCUGUGCCUGGAGAACUUCUCAUCCCAAGUGGUGGAGCGGCACAAUAAGCCUGAGGUGGAAGUCAGAAGCAGCAAGGAGCUGUUGUUACAGCCCGUGAUCAUCAGCAGAAACGAGAAGGAGAAAGUCCUGAUCGAAGGGUCCAUCAACUCUGUGCGCGUCAGCAUUGCAGUCAAGCAGGCAGAUGAAAUUGAGAAGAUCCUGUGUCACAAGUUCAUGCGCUUCAUGAUGAUGAGAGCAGAGAACUUCUUCAUUUUACGCCGGAAACCUGUUGAGGGCUAUGACAUCAGCUUCCUGAUCACAAACUUCCAUACAGAACAGAUGUACAAACACAAGCUGGUGGACUUUGUCAUUCACUUCAUGGAGGAAAUUGACAAGGAAAUCAGCGAGAUGAAGCUGUCUGUCAAUGCCAGGGCUCGCAUUGUGGCUGAGGAGUUCCUCAAGAAUUUCUAGACCACGGGGCUGGAAUCCACAGCUUUGCUUUCUCUUUCUCUCUGCACAGCCACCUUGCUGGGGCUACAGAGAAGGCCGCAACUCGGGAGCGGGACUGAGAAGCAGCCAGACCUGCGGAGGCUGUCCCAGCUCAAUGUACCACACUUGUCAGCGUGCCCAAGGGAGGGAGGGGGCUUUUUUAAUAUUUUUGGAACAAAAACUCUGCUUGUUUAAAAAAAAAACUGUGUUAACUGGAUACCCUUUUUUGUUUUUUUAAACAAUCACUUGCUGUGAUUUGCCUACUUGAGUCUCCUAGUGGUCGAGUUCUUGGAAGGGAGAGCGGGGGAGGAGGAAGGGUCGCUCUAGUGACCCCUCCGCACGGAGCCGCUGCAGGAGUUUCAACUUAUUGCUGCAUGUGGAAAAAUUGCCUCCCAAAAGCUGCCUUUCUCUUAACGCAAAGAACUAUUACUUGAGGCCUUGAGCUUCUUGCACUCGGAAUGAGCGGAGCGCCAGUCAGCCCGGGCACAUUCCGCUGCAGCAGAGGUGGCCGCUACACUUCACCUCUCUAGUGGUGUGUGAAGGUAUUUGGCGAGCUGGCUGCUGGAGACAGCCACCUUCCCUGUGCCAAGUCAUUCCAGUUUCUAAGGAGAGAGCAUGCUCUCUCUCUCUCUCGCUCUCUCAAGUCAACUUCCUGCUCAACCACCCGCUCCUGUAGGGAUCAGAGCAUUCUGAGCGCAGGGCUGCCUCCUGUUCCUUCCCUUUCGUUCCCUUCCGUAUCUUUGCUGUAAUGAGAGGAAGUUGUAAUGAGAGGAGGGGUCCUAAACCACGCCGGACGGAGCUGGAAUCUGUAACUCUUGGUUCUUUUCUCUCUUUUUUUUUGCUAUGGCACUUGCUGUAAUUUUCUUACUCCCUAUUAAAGCCUUUUUUCUCCUGUU
This is a messenger RNA of Sphaerodactylus townsendi, 1666 nucleotides long. It is a transcript of the gene ARPC4, whose product is annotated as actin related protein 2/3 complex subunit 4. NCBI's taxonomy places the organism in Eukaryota, Metazoa, Chordata, Lepidosauria, Squamata, Sphaerodactylidae. The coding region runs from base 246 to 752 and encodes 168 amino acids. Gene Ontology annotation, biological process: Arp2/3 complex-mediated actin nucleation; actin filament polymerization. The record is from RefSeq and is a predicted model, not a curated record. Gene Ontology annotation, cellular component: actin cytoskeleton; Arp2/3 protein complex. Gene Ontology annotation, molecular function: actin filament binding. The transcript has 6 exons.